Messenger RNA from Tetrahymena thermophila SB210, 1425 nucleotides. RefSeq names its product kinase domain protein. The record is from RefSeq and is a predicted model, not a curated record. NCBI's taxonomy places the organism in Eukaryota, Ciliophora, Oligohymenophorea, Hymenostomatida, Tetrahymenidae. Gene Ontology annotation, biological process: positive regulation of transcription by RNA polymerase II; positive regulation of MHC class I biosynthetic process; inflammatory response. The transcript has 18 exons. Gene Ontology annotation, molecular function: protein binding.
AUGAUAUAAUAGAUUUAAAAAUAUCACGAAUUAGAAGAAUUUAUUAGCUCUUCGCUUUUAUCUCACUAGGUUCUCCAUAUUAAUCUGAGUGGAGAUUAAAUUGGUGAUGAAGGUGCAUCGAGCUUAGGUUCUGGUUUAGCAAAGUGCAUUAAUCUCUCAAAUUUGACACUUAGCAUUUAUGGAGAUUAAAUUGGUGAUGAAGGUGCAUCAGGCUUAGGUACUGGUUUAGCAAAGUGCAUUAAUCUCUCAAAUUUGACACUUAGCAUUUAUAAAAAUUAAAUUGGUGAUGUAGGUGCAUCAGGCUUAGGUUCUGGUUUAGCAAAGUGCAUUAAUCUCUCAAAUUUGGCACUUGAUCUUAGUGAAAAUUAAAUUGGUGAUGAAGGUGCAUCAGGCUUAGGUUCUGGUUUAGCAAAGUGCAUUAAUCUCUCAAAUUUGACACUUAGCAUUUAUAAAAAUUAAAUUGGUGCAAUGGGUGCAUCAGACUUAGGUUCUGCUUUAGGAAAUUGCAUUAAUCUCUCAAAUUUGACACUUGAUCUUAGUGAAAAUUAAAUUGGUGAUGAAGGUGCAUCAGGCUUAGGUUCUGGUUUAGCAAAGUGCAUUAAUCUCUCAAAUUUGACACUUAAUCUUUCUUACAAUAAGAUUUGUGACUAAGGAGCAUCAAGCUUAGGUUCUUGUUUAGCAAAGUGCAUUAAUAUCUCAAAUUUGACACUUUAUCUUUGUGACAAAUAAAUUGGUGCAAUAGGAGCAUAAGGUUUAGGGGGCGGUAUAGGAUUCGAACCCCCGAUAUCACUGCUAAGACCCUCCGACUCGCCCACUCGAGUCGCUUAGCCCUUCUUUUAAAUUGGUGAUGAAGGUGCAUCAGGCUUAGGUUCUGCUUUAGCAAAGUGCAUUAAUCUCUCAAAUUUGACACUUAGCAUUUAUAAAAAUUAAAUUGGCGCAAUAGGUGCAUCAGGUUUAGUUUCUGGUUUAGCAAAGUGCAUUAAUCUCUCAAAUUUAACACUUGAUCUUAGUGAAAAUUAAAUUGGUGAUGAAGGUGCAUCAGGCUUAGGUUCUGGUUUAGCAAAGUGCAUUAAUCUCUCAAAUUUGAAACUUUUUCUUUAGUUCAAUUAAAUUGCUGCAAUAGGAGCAACAGGCUUAGGUUUUGGUUUAGCAAAGUGCAUUAAUCUCUCAAAUUUGACACUUAGCAUUUAGUUCAAUUAAAUUGCUGCAAUAGGAGCAACAGGCUUAGGUUUUGGUUUAGCAAAGUGCAUUAAUCUCUCAAAUUUGACACUUAGCAUUUAUGACAAUUAAAUUGGUGAUGAAGGUGCAUCAGGCUUAGGUUCUGCUUUAGCAAAGUGCAUUAAUCUCACAAAUUUGACACUUAGCCUUAGACAAAACUCAAUGAAUCUUAGCUCAAUUAAAGGAAUAAAGGCUAAAAAAGGAUGA